AUGACACUCCCUUCUCUCGUAUCGAAGAUCGUAAUCAUUUCUCUCUUGCUCCCUUUUACAUUGUUUCGUCCCUUGUACGCCUCGAAAACAGUCGACGAUCAACUCUCUCAUUCAAAAAUCAGUGAAAUAUGCGAGCAAACCCUAAAUUAUGGUUUUUGCAAAACUACAUUGGAACAAUACCCUCGAACCACAUUGGCUGACAUGAAGGAUCUCGCGACCAUCACUAUCAUGUUGGCAAUGGCUCAAGCGAGAUUGAACAAGUAUGCAGUUGACGAGCUUCAACAAAGAAAGGAGAGUAAACACCUUAAAGAUAAAUUGGCAAGUUGUCUUGACGAUUACACGGUUGUGUUACACAAGUUACAAGAUGCGUACAAGAUAUGCAAGGGCAAAGCUGAUUACAAGGCGAUGAUGGAGCUUGUGAACGAUGCGACAAGCAUGAAUAUCAAGUGUCAAGAUCGCUUUGUGAAGCAUCCUAACCGUCCAUACCCUAUAGCGGAUUACAAUCAGAAGAUGUUAUGGCUCAAUAAUAUUGCUCUUGUAGUACUAAGUAUGCUUGCUUGA
Molecule: messenger RNA, 561 nt
Organism: Impatiens glandulifera
Lineage: Eukaryota; Viridiplantae; Streptophyta; Magnoliopsida; Ericales; Balsaminaceae
Exons: 1
Coding region: 1-561 (186 amino acids)
Biological process (GO): negative regulation of catalytic activity
Molecular function (GO): pectinesterase inhibitor activity
Source: RefSeq, a predicted model, not a curated record